Nicrophorus vespilloides is the source of this 4245-nucleotide messenger RNA. RefSeq names its product xanthine dehydrogenase (gene ry). Gene Ontology annotation, molecular function: iron ion binding; FAD binding; 2 iron, 2 sulfur cluster binding. Bases 190 to 4191 code for a protein of 1333 amino acids. The transcript has 10 exons. The record is from RefSeq and is a predicted model, not a curated record. NCBI's taxonomy places the organism in Eukaryota, Metazoa, Arthropoda, Insecta, Coleoptera, Silphidae.
CGAGUUUUGUAGUAUGUUGCAAGUUCGAUUCAGUUCAGUUUCGCUUCGGUUUCCGUUGAGGAUUUACGUCCUCCACCUCCACCAAUUCAUAUCCAACAACAACAACAAAAAAAAAGUGUCAUAAAUAUAAAGUCAUCAUCGUUACAAAGUUUCAAGAAGAUUAUCCAACAAAAUUGUGAAAUAUAGAAGAUGAUUCCAACGGAGGAAUCGACGCUCGUCUUCUUCGUCAACGGAAAAAAGGUUUCGGACAAUCAGGUGAAUCCAGAAUGGACGCUGCUCGAAUACUUACGUAAAAAGCUUCGAUUAUGUGGGACGAAGUUAGGUUGCGGGGAAGGAGGUUGCGGUGCCUGCACGGUGAUGGUCUCCAAGUACGACAGAGAAAAUCGGAAAGUCAACCAUUUACCGGUUAACGCCUGUUUGGCACCAGUAUGUUCCAUGCAUGGACUGGCUGUUACUACUGUAGAAGGUAUAGGUUCGACGAAGAAACGUCUUCAUCCGGUGCAAGAGAGGAUAGCCAAAGCUCACGGUUCCCAAUGCGGAUUCUGCACUCCGGGCAUCGUCAUGUCCAUGUACACUUUACUCAGAAACAUGCCGAAACCUUCAAUGAAAGAUCUCGAGGUUGCCUUCCAAGGUAAUCUGUGCAGAUGUACAGGUUACAGACCUAUCAUUGAAGGCUACAAAACCUUCACGGAAGAUUGGGAACUGAUGCAGCAGAAUGGGCAGAUGACCAAUGGUAAUGGAUGUCCCAUGGGCGAGGAAUGCUGCAAGAAGAAGAAGCAGAAGGAUCCGGAAGAAGUCCUUUUUGAAACUUCAGAAUUCACUCCGAUGGAUCCAAGCCAGGAGCCGAUUUUUCCACCGGAAUUGAAGGAAUCCAACGCGCUCGACUUGCAAACCCUUUACUUCAAGAACGAAAACGUCAUCUGGUUCCGUCCGACGCAUAUUAAGGAUCUUCUGGAGCUUAAACACUCUCAUCCAGACGCGAAAAUCAUCGUUGGAAACACCGAGGUCGGAGUCGAAGUUAAAUUCAAGCACUUCUUUUAUCCAACGUUGAUCAAUCCAACUUCAAUACCCGAAAUGGUUGACUUUGAAGUAACAUCUGAAGGAGUCACCUUAGGAGCUUCGUUGACGCUGCAACAAAUGGAAAUUAAUUUAAGGCAACUGAUAAGACAUGAGGUUAAGCACAAAACGCGCAUCUUUCAAGCAAUCGUUGAGAUGCUCCAUUGGUUUGCUGGUAAGCAAAUUCGAAGCGUCGCCGCAAUCGGUGGUAACAUCAUGACUGGAAGUCCCAUAUCGGAUUUAAACCCAAUCUUUAUGGCAGCCAAAAUCGGUUUGAAUUUGCAAAGCAAAAGUAGUAAACGGACGGUGAAGAUGGAUGAGCAUUUCUUCACCGGUUACAGAAGAAACAUAGUUGAUCCAACCGAAAUCCUCGUGUCAAUAAACAUACCAUUCACUAAACCGUCUCAAUUUUUUUACGCGUACAAACAAGCUAGGAGAAGAGAUGAUGAUAUAGCUAUUGUUAACUCAGCUAUUAAUGUUUCUUUUGAUGAUAACCAACUAAUUGAGAACAUCGAUUUGGCUUUCGGUGGGAUGGCUCCAACUACGGUUUUAGCUUUGAAGACUAGUAAACACUUGAGAGGUCUUCCUUGGAAUGAGGAGACUUUGGAGAAAGCUUACGGAUUCCUGAUGGAAGACUUACCGCUGCCGCCAUCCGCUCCAGGUGGUAUGAUUCAAUACCGUAGAGCUCUUCCUCUGAGCUUCUUCUUCCGUAGUUAUUUGAGGAUAACUCAAGAUUUGUAUGGGGCGGUUGUAGAUCGAAGAGACUUGAGCGCUUUGCAAGGUUUCCAUUAUACCGUCCCAAAAAGUUCCCAAUAUUUCCAAGUGGUUCCAGAGACGCAGCAGAAGACGGACACUGUUGGAAGACCAAUUCCUCACCUUUCCGCCUACAAGCAAGCCGCCGGUGAAGCUAUUUACUGCGACGACAUCCCUUACUUUGAGAACGAACUCUACUUGGCCUUCGUUUACAGCACGAAAGCGCACGCUAACGUCCUCAGCAUCGAUCCUAGCGAAGCUCUAGCUAUGACUGGUGUCGCCGGCUUCAUUUCAGCUAAAGAUUUGAAAUACAACCAGGUAGGUCCGGUGAUGCACGAUGAGGAGAUAUUCAUUAGCAAAACCGUGACCAGUCAAGGACAGUUCAUCGGUGCUAUUGUUGCGGAAGAUCAGACAACGGCGCAAAGAGCUGCAAGGAAAGUUAAAGUGGAGUAUAAAGAAUUGGAUCCAAUUAUCGUUACCAUCGAAGAUGCCAUCAAACAUAAAUCGUUUUUCUCGGGAGUCGAUCGUAAGGUUGCCAAUGGCGACGUCGACGAGGCUUUAAGGAACGCUCCUCACAUCAUCGAAGGUGAUUGCAGGAUCGGUUACCAGGAGCAUUUCUACUUGGAAACGCAAUGCACUGUUGCUGUUCCGAAGAAAGAGGACGAUGAAUUCGAGAUUUACUGCUCCACUCAGAAUCCUUCUGAAGUUACGACGGAGGUUGCUCGAAUUCUGGGCGUUCAUCAAAACAGAAUAGUAACAAAAGUGAAACGGUUAGGUGGUGGUUUCGGAGGGAAAGAAUCGAGGGCUGCCAUGAUUGCAGUCCCAGCAGCUGUCGCCGCUUCCAUUUACAAUCGACCAGUAAGAAUUAUGUUGGAUCGUGAUGAAGACAUGAUGAUCUCAGGCGGAAGACAUCCAUUCCUCUUCAAGUACAAAGUCGGUUUCGACGAUGAUGGAAGAUUACUUGGAUGCGACAUGGACAUCUACAACAACGCAGGAUACUCUAGAGAUCUAUCAAUAGCUGUGAUGGAACGUGCUCUGUUGCACUUCGAAAACUCUUACAAAAUCCCGAAUGCCAGAGCUGUUGGUUACGUGUGCAAGACGAAUUUACCGUCGAACACUGCCUUCAGGGGUUUCGGAGGACCGCAGGCGAUGUUCGUCGCUGAAACCAUCCUCAGAGAGGUUGCUGAGUAUCUAAUGAAGGAUGUUGUAGAAGUGGGUAGAUUGAAUUUGUAUGCUGAGAACGAUGUUACGCCGUCCAGACAAACCUUGACCAAUUGCACGUUGAGCAGGUGUUGGGAUGAAUGUAUACAGAGCUCGGAUUACGCCAGAAGAAAACGGAUCAUAGAUGAGUACAAUAAGGAAAACCGGUGGAAGAAACGUGGUAUAUCAGUCGUACCCACCAAAUUUGGAAUAGCCUUCACUCUUCCAUUCCUGAACCAAGGUGGAGCUUUGGUGUUGAUCUACCGGGAUGGCUCUGUCUUGAUCAGCCACGGAGGAACGGAGAUGGGACAAGGGUUGCAUACAAAGAUGAUCCAGGUUGCGAGUAAAGCUCUUGGUAUUCCCAUCUCGAUGAUCCACAUCGUCGAAACGGCCACAGAUAAAGUACCUAAUACUUCUCCUACCGCAGCCAGCGCCAGCUCGGAUCUGAAUGGAAUGGCUAUUCUGGACGCUUGCAAUACCAUCAAUGAAAGAUUGAAGGUGAUUAAGUCGAAUAAUCCCAAUGGGACGUGGGAGGAGUGGAUCAACGCUGCGUACUUCGAAAGGAUCAGCUUAUCAGCGACGGGUUUCUACAAGACUCCUGGUCUUGGUUACAGCUGGGAAACGAAUUCCGGAAACGCCUUCAAUUAUUAUACUUGCGGAGUAUCCAUUACGGAAGUCGAAGUGGAUUGCUUGACUGGAGAUCAUCAGGUCUUAAGAACUGACAUUGUCAUGGACUUAGGUGAUAGUUUAAAUCCUGCAAUUGAUGUUGGACAAAUCGAGGGUGGAUUCAUGCAGGGUUACGGAUUAUUCGUCAUGGAGGAGAUGAUGUACUCUCCAACUGGAACGAUAUUCACGAGAGGUCCGGGCGCCUACAAGAUCCCCGGUUUCGGAGAUAUUCCUUCCGAAUUCAACGUAUCUUUGCUGAAAGGAGCAUCGAAUCCCAGGGCCGUGUAUUCUUCGAAGGCUGUAGGAGAACCACCCCUGUUUCUCGCAUGUUCGGCCCUUUUCGCCAUUCGGGAAGCGGUAAAAUCUGCAAGGAUCGACGCCGGUCUUGAGGGACCCUUCAAGUUGGACGCACCUGCGACAGCUGCAAAGAUUAGAAUGGGAUGCCAGGACCAAAUCACAGCGAAGCUCGACGUACCCAAACCCGGUAGCUUCGUGCCUUGGAACGUAACGGCAUAAUCAAAUAAUUAUAAAUUAACAUACUCCUAAAAACAAUGUAAAAAAUCUCAUAUA